Nyctereutes procyonoides (raccoon dog) is the source of this 1909-nucleotide messenger RNA. It is a transcript of the gene UAP1L1, whose product is annotated as UDP-N-acetylglucosamine pyrophosphorylase 1 like 1. The transcript has 6 exons. NCBI's taxonomy places the organism in Eukaryota, Metazoa, Chordata, Mammalia, Carnivora, Canidae. Gene Ontology annotation, biological process: UDP-N-acetylglucosamine biosynthetic process. The record is from RefSeq and is a predicted model, not a curated record. Bases 51 to 1751 code for a protein of 566 amino acids. Gene Ontology annotation, molecular function: UDP-N-acetylglucosamine diphosphorylase activity.
UCCGGCAGAGCGCUCGGGUCACGAGUGCCAGCGCGGCCGGCCGAGGCGACAUGGCUUCGGAGCCGGCGGUGCGCGCCAGGCUGCAGCGCGCGGGCCAGGAACACCUGCUGCGCUUCUGCGCCGAACUAGCGCCGGGGCAGCGCGCCGCGCUCCUAGCGGAGCUGGGGGCGCUGGAGCCCGAGGCGCUGCGGGAGCACUGCCGGCGGGCGGCCGCGGCCUGCGCGCAUCCCCCGGGCCCGCCCCCCGACCUGGCCGCGCGCCUGCGGCCCCUGCCCCCCGAGUGCGUUGGCAGCGCGAGCCGGUGCGACCCCGAGACCCGGCUGCUCUGGGAGGAGGAAGGUUUUCGCCAGAUCGCUCUGAACAAGGUGGCUGUGCUGCUGCUGGCUGGGGGGCAGGGGACUCGCCUAGGCGUGACCUACCCCAAAGGCAUGUAUCAGGUGGGGCUGCCCAGCCAGAAGAGCCUGUAUCAGCUGCAGGCCGAACGGAUUCAGCGGGUGGAGCAGCUUGCUGGCGAGCGCCAUGGGACCCGCUGUACCAUCCCCUGGUACAUCAUGACGAGUGAGUUCACGCUGGGGCCCACAGCCACCUUCUUCCAGGAGCAUGACUUCUUCCACCGGGACCCCAAUAACGUGAUCAUGUUUGAACAGCGCAUGCUGCCUGCUGUGAGCUUCGAUGGCAGGGCCAUCCUGGAGCAGAAAGACAAGGUUGCCAUGGCCCCAGAUGGCAAUGGGGGGCUCUACUGCGCACUGUCAGACCACCAGAUUCUGGAGGACAUGGAGCGUCGAGGAGUGGAGUUUGUGCAUGUGUACUGUGUGGACAACAUCCUCGUGCGGCUGGCUGACCCGGUCUUCAUUGGCUUCUGCGUGCUUCGCGGCGCAGACUGUGGGGCCAAGGUGGUGGAAAAGGCCUACCCAGAGGAGCCAGUGGGUGUGGUGUGCCAGGUGGACGGGGUCCCCCAGGUGGUGGAGUACAGCGAGGUCAGCCCCGAGACUGCUCAGCUUCGUGGGCCUGAUGGGCACCUGCUCUACAGCCUGGGCAACAUCUGCAACCACUUCUUCACCCGAGGCUUCCUCCAGAUGGUCAGCAGCGAGUUUGAGCCCUUGCUGAAGCCACAUGUGGCUGUGAAGAAGGUCCCAUACGUGGAUGAGGAGGGAAAUCCGGUAAAGCCGAUAAAACCAAACGGGAUAAAGAUGGAGAAGUUUGUGUUUGAUGUGUUCCCGUUUGCUAAGUUAGUGGCAGAAGUCAUUUAUUUUUUCUUUCUUUCCUCUCUGUUUUGGUGGUGGGUUCUGAGGCCCAGCUGGGCCGGGAAUGGAGGCAUGUGGGGCACACAGUGGGCCACCCCCUUUGCAGUGGGGAGCAGGGGCUGUAGGCAGGCUCAGGGACAACACCAGGGGAAGCAGCCCCCGCAUUGUGAGCAUGGCAGCAUCUGGGGCUGUGUACUCGGGGAGACACCCCUGCUCCUCCUGAGCCCUCUGUCUGUUCCUGGCCCGGGGUUAGGAGGUUGUUUCCAGGCCAGGGGGCUGGGGGCCUCCCCGGGGGGGGGGGUUGGCUCUUACUCUGGGGUCCCAGGGUCUGGGGGUUUGGCUGGUGGGAAUGGAAGGACGUCAAGCAGCCGCAGGGAUCUCAGGAGCAAAGAUGCAGGUGUUGCCUGUGGCCCCUCCAUAGAGGCGACUGCCCCUUCUCAUCGUCACUGCAGUGCAGCCUUCACCUGCCCAGGACCAGGGCCUCUGGCCAGGACAUCUGGUCACUAGUUCUCAUCCACACAGGAGUUUCGUGGCCUUUGAAGUGUCUCGGGAGGAGGAGUUCUCUCCUCUGAAGAAUGCUGCCUCGGAUGCCAGAGACAACCCCGCCGUGACCCGGCGUGCCCUGCUCAUGCAGCAUUACCGCUGGGCCCUGCAGGCAGGGGCCC